Messenger RNA from Vicugna pacos (alpaca), 792 nucleotides. Lineage: Eukaryota; Metazoa; Chordata; Mammalia; Artiodactyla; Camelidae. The record is from RefSeq and is a predicted model, not a curated record.
AUGGGCUCAGGGUUCAUGGAGUUUGAGGCAGAGGAGAUGCAGAUUCAGCAGGUGCAGUGGAUGCAGAGGGUGCAGGGCCUGCCUCCUCCAGCCCCACCAAAGCCAGAACCUCGGGGACCCAGCCCAAAAAGUGGGCCCUCAGUCAGGUUCAUGGAGUUUGAGGCAGAGGAGAUGCAGAUUCAGCAGGUGCAGUGGAUGCAGAGGGUGCAGGGCCUGCCUCCUCCAGCCCCACCAAAGCCAGAACCUCAGGGGACCCAGCCCAAAAAGUGGGCCCUCAGUCAGGGGGUUACUGGUCUUUCAGCCUCAACAGCCAUCGACGGGUCUCAGCUGUCCUUUGUCACCCUGGGGAAGCUACACAGAUCCCAGUGUCCCUGGGAGGCCAUGGCACCUAAGAAGAAUCCCCCUGAGGCUGUGAAAGAGCAUGUGGACAUCAUGGAGGAGCUGGUGGGGCCUGUCCCCUCAGCCACUGGGGAGGAAGAUGCAGAAUUCCAAGAGGACAGGAAUGAACUGAAGCAGGAAGAGAACGGGACCUACACGGACCCACGUCUCCUGAGCUACACUGACAAGCUGUGCUCCCAGGAAGCCUGCAUCACCAAGGUGGAGGCAGUCAUACACCCUCGAUUCCUGGCAGACUUGCUUUCCCCAGAACCACAGCUGGACCUCCUGGCCCUAGCUGAGGAGCUGGAACAGGAGGCAGGACUCACCCUUGAACAGCUGGUGCAGAAAGGACUCCUGGCCCUGAAGGAGGAGUUGGGUGUGCGGGCACACACCAGUCACAGUGUAACCCAUUAG